Messenger RNA from Bactrocera tryoni, 1921 nucleotides. RefSeq names its product serine protease easter-like. The record is from RefSeq and is a predicted model, not a curated record. Gene Ontology annotation, biological process: proteolysis. Lineage: Eukaryota; Metazoa; Arthropoda; Insecta; Diptera; Tephritidae. Gene Ontology annotation, molecular function: serine-type endopeptidase activity. The transcript is spliced from 4 exons. Bases 233 to 1387 code for a protein of 384 amino acids.
GCUGCUGGUUAGGAGACGGCGGCAGUGCUUUAGGCUGAUUCGGGCGUGUCGAUAAUUAGCCUCUGAAUACUUGAUUAGUAUCAGCCUAAGUGUCUUAAAAAUUAACGAAUGUUAUUAAGUUGACGCAUUGACACAUCGACCUGCGGAUUUGAUUUUCCCGAAAGCGAUAUUUUUAUUUUUUUUUUAUAUACAAAAAUAGAAUUAAUAAAUCAUAUGUGAUUUCUCGGUAACAAUGAUGCUUAGGGCAAUUGAACUAUUGUUGUGUCUCUUCGUCGCUGUCUACAUACUGGCCGUAAACACUGUGUUGGUGAGUUAUGGCGUUUGCAAUACACCUUUCGGAUUACCAGGUCAUUGUGUACCGUUGUCGGACUGCCCAAGUCUAUAUAAUCUACUCGCCCAAGCCAAUGAAGACAAUGAUAUCUUUAAUCAUUUGCGUAAUAGCUUCUGCGGAUCUGAUGUUAAUGCCACUUCGGGACCGGAUAGGACACGCGUCUGCUGCCGAGAUAAUCCAAAUGCUGAAAACAAAGAUAAGGAAUCGGGUAAAAUGUUGCCAGCACCAGGCACUUGCGGAAUCACUUUCAAUAUGCGAAUUUUCGGCGGCGUGGAAUCCCAAGUGGAUGAGUUUCCUUGGUCGGCACUGAUAAAGUAUCAGAGACCAUACAAUGCCACAGCACUGAACUGUGCCGGCGUGCUCAUCAACCAACGAUAUGUGCUCAGCGCCGCUCACUGUCUUAGGAAUCCGAGCAUACCGACCACGUGGAAGCUUGACAGCGUACGCCUCGGUGAGUGGGAUACCAGAACAGAUCCAGAUUGUUAUGAAACUGCCGAUGGCAAUAGAAACUGUGCGCCUCCAUUUGUGGAAGUAAAGAUCGAACGUAUUAUCGUUCAUGAGAAGUACAUACCACAUUCUCAAUCGGAAUUAUAUGACAUCGCACUAAUACGCAUGGCGGCCAACGUUAACUAUUCGGAGACCAUAAAACCCAUCUGUCUGCCACUUUCCAGCGAUUUACGGCAAAUGACAUUUGUAAAUGAAUAUGCCGAUGUGGCUGGUUGGGGGCGCACAGAGGUGAGCCCCUACAGUGCUGUCAAAAGGACAAUCUCACUGCUAAUUUGGGAUACAGACGCGUGUGCGCAAAAGUUUCAAACCAUACAAAUUCCAGUGAAUAAGACUCUACAGUUGUGUGCAGGCGGACAGCCGAUGCAGGACACAUGUCAGGGCGAUUCCGGGGCGCCGCUGACGAUGCGUGGCCGUCUGAUGAAUUCACCACACUUUGUGGUGGGUAUUGUAUCGUUCGGUAUGCAGCCUUGUGGUAUGGCUUCUUGGCCAGGCAUUUACACCCGCGUCACCUACUAUGUUGAUUGGAUUUUGAACAAUUUGGAGGAUUAACACUUGUUGGCGCUAUAUGUGAAGACAAGUCGGAGCAUGUGUGUGUGUGUGUAUGUAUGCAUGAGAUGUGUGUGUGUGUGUGUUUUAUAGAUACGCCAAAGGUAGGUGUAAAUCAACAAUUAUGCACUUAAGCACCUCCAUCCCCACAGGCAUUGUUUGCAGCUUCUCGGUACUGCGCUCUCGGUCUGACAGCGUUUUCAUCUUCACGAACCCUUUCCAUAAUAAACACUAUUAUCUCCCAUACAAUAUCCAUUGUUAGAUGGGAAGUGAGCGUAAAAGUUACUACGUCCCUUAAAUAUAUGGGUAGGGGUUUCCCAAUUUUGCCUUUCCUUUUGGAACAGCGAACACAUUCCACCACUACGUGAUCUGCCGUUUCGAAACAGUUUUCGCAGUGCAUGCAGAAAGGAGAUUCAAUAUGCUUGAAUUGAACUGCCGGAGCCACUUUUCAAAAAUUUUUGCCAGUUCUUGUUUAUGUUGGCUAGGUGAUUUGUUAGCCCUGUGGGGAGUCUUCCCGAUAUAACAUUGAUUGCAUCA